GUGUUGCUUCUAGCUGGAACCAACUGCGCAAUCAUCUCGCUUCUCGAAAGCUUCUUUACGCGCAGCGCAGCCUUCGCUUGGGCCCAAGGUCAUUUCAAAGUUUCUUUGCACAGGCGCUUCGUCCCGAGAUCGCUUUGCCUUUGCGCUGACACGCUGCGCCGCUACAUCCCAUCCCAAGUCUGUCGAUCAGGGACGGCGUUGGCGUGCCCCGGUCCCCAGCCGCCACACCGUUUGCCCCUAGAGUUUGACACUGGUUCGCUUCGCUCUUAAGGAACGGGGGAGCCGGACUCUUUCAGCCAUGAGACAGACUCUCUUCUACACCUCGCUCCUGUCGACACUGCUCGUCGCACCGGCAUCAGCUCUCCCAGCUUUCUCUUCCGGCCCCAAACCGGCCCCGCAUUAUUACCAACCGGAUCUCAGACGCUCGGAAACAGCAGCACACAUGGCCAGACAAGCAGCCGAUAGAAGCGGCCGCUGGCGGCCCCAGAUCCAUUUCUCACCACCCUCCGAAUGGCUCAAUGACCCAAACGGCCUCUUUAUCGAUUCCGAAGGCGUGUGGCACAUGUAUUACCAAUAUGCCGAUAACGUCGCUGGUGACGGUGUCAAGCAUUGGGGCCACACGACGGCCACCAAUUUCUACGACUGGGUUGACCACCCUGUCGCCAUCCCGGCCACCGCACGCGACGGUUCCAUAUGGUCAGGAAGCGUCGUCGUCGACCGCAACAACUCAUCAGGCUUCUUUCCUUCCAACAAAACCAGCGGCAAUGACAACAUCAUCGCCUACUACACCUCGUGGGAGCCGGAUCAAGAGUCCCAGCACGUGGCCUGGUCCUACGACGGCGGCCAAACGUUUAACCAGUAUGCGGGCAACCCCAUCAUCUCGCUCAACAGGCACGGGUUCCGCGACCCCAAGGUCUCCUUCCACCACGAGACAAACACGUGGGUCAUGGUCUUGUCCCGGGAGAGCGAGGUCGCCUUCUACACCUCCAAGGACCUGGUGAAGUGGGAUCAGUCGUCCAUCUGGAACCCGCAACGCAAUAUCGGCCUCAUCGAGUGUCCCCAGUUCCUGCAGAUCCCGCGAAAGGACAAGUCCGGCAGCGUCGUUGGCGCCAAGUGGGUUCUGACGCUCAGCCUGGGAGGCGGCGGCCCCGGCGGCAGCGCUGCUGUCAGGUACCUCACCGGUGACUUUGACGGCACCACCUUCACGCCCGACGCGCCCUCCGGUCGCGCCGCGGGGAGGGACCUCCACGCGCGCCAGGACACCUUCACCCUGUACGACUUUGACUUCGGCCCCGACAAGUACGCCACCGCCUUCUUCCACUCCCAGCACCUCAACGACGCUGCCGAGGAUGCAUACUCGGUCGCCUGGGCCGUUGACGCGAGCCAGUACGCCUGCUGCACGCCGACCGACCAAGAAGGCUGGCGUCACUGCAUGGGCGGCGUGCGCCGCCACUGGCUCGACGCCAGCACCAACAGGCUCAUGUCGGUGCCGGCAGGCGACCUCUCCAAGCUCCAGACGACGAAGCCCGGCUGGAACCCCAUCGUCGAGGAGAAGGGCGUCUCGGGCCUCGAAGGCAGCAGCGCCGUCAUCCGGGACUACAACCCCGCCGUCGAGUGGACGCUGACCGUCCGCAUGGCCAAGUCCCUGCUGACGGAGGGCUCGACCGCUUCGGCCCAGCUAGUGUUCAAGGCCUCCCAGUCCGCCGGCAACGAGUCCGUCUCUCUCGGCCUCCAGUUCGUCGGCAGCUCUGGCAGCGGCGCCCCCUCGGCGAGCGUUAACAUCGGCCGCGUCAGCACGGCAUGGGACCGGGCCGGCACUUUUGCCGUCUCCGGCGUCCAGGCCCUCGACGCCGCUUCGGGGGAAGGCGCCGACCCCAAGGUCGAGUUCACGCUGCACGGCAUCCUCGACCGCUCCCUCCUCGAGGUCUACGUCAACGGCGGCGUCGAGGCCGGCACCAUGCUCUACUUCACCGACAAGCCUCUCGACAGCAUUACUCUCACCCGCGGCUCCGGCACCAGCGACCAGGGCAUCACCUUCGACUUCAAGGCUACCGCGCUCAAGAGCUCGUGGGGCACGUACGAGGAGAAGACCGUUCCCCAGAAGGACAAGUGGAUCACGGAGGAGUUGUAAUGAGAGGCCCUGCUUCCGUUAGCACGCUGCGGUCCGCGGUGCUGGACGGGCUUGAUGACGGUGAUCUCCUUCGCGGAUUUUUGUUGUGGGGGGGCUCAUGAGACCGCUUCUGAGCCCCCUGGUGAUAUAGGAGUAUAUUUCUUUUUUUCUACGAAGGGCUUCGACGCCCAUCUGCAUGAGGCAUGACACAUGGCACACGAGAUGAGAUCCCUCGAGCGUGAAGGGAGAUUUAUAUUUAUCCGAGUACAUAAUCCACCCGUAUUGCUAGCUGGUAUCCAUA
Colletotrichum navitas is the source of this 2411-nucleotide messenger RNA. Its product is annotated as glycosyl hydrolase. The record is from RefSeq and is a predicted model, not a curated record. NCBI's taxonomy places the organism in Eukaryota, Fungi, Ascomycota, Sordariomycetes, Glomerellales, Glomerellaceae. The coding region runs from base 299 to 2131 and encodes 610 amino acids. The transcript is spliced from 2 exons. Gene Ontology annotation, biological process: sucrose catabolic process. Gene Ontology annotation, cellular component: fungal-type vacuole; cytoplasm. Gene Ontology annotation, molecular function: sucrose alpha-glucosidase activity.